UAAUUGACUACUUGCAAAGCAUGAUGGUACAGAGGAAUCGUUUUGCUAAAAAGUCGGUCCAACUUGUCUAUCGACUGCAAAACAUUCCAAUUUUCUCGCGAAUUAAGAAUUGAACAAGAUCAAAGUAAUAUUGGAAGGAGAGAACUGGUAAUACGUUAACCGAAGAUGCCACGAAUCAUCAUUAAAGGUGGUGUGUGGAGAAAUACAGAGGAUGAAAUCCUUAAAGCAGCUGUGAUGAAAUAUGGGAAGAACCAGUGGUCUAGAAUUGCAUCUCUUCUGCAUAGAAAAUCGGCCAAACAGUGCAAGGCUAGAUGGUAUGAAUGGCUUGAUCCAAGUAUAAAAAAGACUGAGUGGAGCCGCGAGGAAGACGAAAAGCUUCUUCACCUGGCCAAAUUGAUGCCGACCCAGUGGCGGACUAUCGCCCCACUUAUCGGACGUACUGCUGCCCAGUGUCUGGAGAGAUAUGAGUACCUUUUAGAUCAAGCUCAAGCGAAAGAGGGUGACAAGGAGGAGGGUGACGAUCCACGCAAGCUCCGCCCAGGGGAGAUCGACCCCAACCCUGAGACAAAGCCGGCACGACCAGAUCCUAUUGACAUGGACGAGGAUGAACUUGAGAUGUUGUCUGAGGCCCGUGCACGUCUUGCUAACACCCAGGGAAAGAAAGCGAAGCGUAAAGCCAGGGAAAAACAACUAGAGGAGGCAAGACGACUGGCUGCGCUGCAGAAGAGGAGGGAGUUGAGGGCCGCUGGUAUUGACAUAAGAAAACACAGAAAAAAGAAACGAGGGGUGGAUUACAAUGCCGAGAUUCCUUUCGAGAAGAAGCCUGCCUCUGGUUUUUAUAACACCUCAGACGAAAAUCUCCCUGACUACCAGCCAGACUUCAAGAGGCUUCGUCAGGAUCACCUGGAAGGAAAGAUGAGAGAUGAGAUUGAACAGCAAGAACGCAAAAAAGAUAAGGAGCGCAUGAAGAAGAAGAAAGAAAGCGACCUACCAGGAGCAGUUAUGCAAAUCAACAAGAUGAACAACCCUGACCAUGUAAAGAAAAGAAGCAAACUUGUUUUGCCAAAGCCUCAGAUCUCUGAUGGGGAACUGGAAGAGAUUGUCAAGAUGGGCUAUGCCAGUGAAGUUGCACGAGCUUCUGUGGAGAAUGGUGGACAGGCAUCUGACGCCUUACUUAGUGAAUACUCAGUUACACCUGCCAUCAACAAGGCACUGAGAACACCACGAACACCCGCCGAACAGGAUACUGUACUGCAAGAAGCACAGAACAUCCUGGCCCUGUCCAAUGUGGACACGCCCCUCAAAGGGGGUCUAAACACCCCUAUGCAUGAAAGUGAUUUCCAGGGUGUAACUCCAAGACAGCAAGCUAUUCAGACGCCCAAUAUGCUGCUUAGCACCCCUUAUAGGACCCCAGGCGAGGGCGAGGGCUCUACUCCUCGUCAAGGCAUGACACCCCGCGGAGCCACCGGUACGCCUAGCCAGAGGUCUGUCCGUGAUAAGCUUAACAUCAACCCUGAAGAUGCUGUAAUGGAGGAGUAUGAAUCAGAGUGUGCCGCCAAGCAGCAACAGAGUGAGGCCAAGGAACAGCUUCUUGCAGGGCUAGCCAGCCUUCCAGCCCCCUCCAAUGACUUUGAGAUUGUGCUACCAGAGACCCCUGCAGAGGCCUCUGAGGAGCACAAAACCAUGGAUUUUGUGGAAGAUGCUGCUGAUAUAGACGAGAGAGCUCUUGCUCUCAGAGCUAAGCAAGAGGAGUUAGAAAGGCGACGCAGGUCUCAGGCUGUCCAGCGUGAGCUUCCACGCCCAUCUAAUGUGAACACAUCAGUCCUGCGACCAACCAAUGUUGAGCCCCCCCUGUCAGCACUCCAGAUGGCAGAAGAGCUGAUCAAGAAAGAGAUGAUAGUGAUGCUUCGGAAUGACAUUAUAAAUCACCCAACAAGCCAGCAGAUUGAGUCCCUGACCAACAAGAAGACUCGAAACGCUGCACAGGCAGUCAUUACAGGCAACCGUGCCGCAUUAGAGAGAGAUCCCAUGGAGAACUUCACAGAUGAGGAGUUGUCAAGUGCCAAGAACCUCUUGCGUCAGGAGAUGGAUUUUGUCAAGUCCAAAAUGGCUCACAGUGACCUACCACUAGAGGCUUACUCUAAAGUCUGGGAGGAGUGUUAUGCCCAGGUUUUGUUUUUGCCAUCUCAACAAAGGUAUACCAGAGCAGCCAUGGCAAGCAAGAAGGACCGAUUGGAAUCCCUGGAGAAGAGACUUGAGCUGAACAGAUACCAGAUGACAGAGGAUGCCAAGAAAGCAGCUAAGAUCGAGAAGAAACUCAAAGUUCUUCUUGGUGGCUAUCAAACUCGGGCUGUUGGUCUUACAAAGCAGUUAUCAGACCUUCACGAACAACUAGAACAAUCUCAGGUCGAGAUGACAACAUUCCAAGCCCUCCGUAACCAGGAACUUCAGGCGAUACCUAAACGACUCGAGGCCCUUAAAGAAGAUGUUCAGCGACAGACAGAGCGCGAGAAGCAACUGCAGGCCCAGUACUCCGAGCUGCUAUACGAGAGAGACAGCUUACUCUCAAAGCUACAAAUCUAAUAGGAACUCCCACUGCCUCCCAUGUUAUGUCUAGUCUGUAUGUAUCAGGACCUACAUAUCUCCCCUACAACAGUUUCUCUCAAACCAACAGAUUAAACAGGUCCUCUGUUAUUACAGAUGUUAAAACUUAGCCAGCAUUUGAAGAAAUAUGAAAUUCUAGUCUUUUUGGUGUCAGAAGCCGCUCGGCAGAUACGCCUUCGGCAGUUGUUCGUUACGCCUUCGGCAGUUGUUCGUUGUGCCUUUGGCAGUUGUUCGUUGUGCCUUCCAAUGUUUGUUGGUAGACAAGAAACCGGAAUUUGCUUUAAAGAGGGUGGAAUGGGGCUGCAGAGAUUUAGAUCAAACCCGUACCUAGGGGGGGAGGGUGCAAACACAAACACAAACACAACGGCCGAAGGUCCACUUUCGGUUCCCAAUGGACAUGCUAGAUAUGGAGAUACUGCAACACAUUAAAAAAAUCGGGGAUAGUCAGAUUUUUAUUAGAAAACUUAUUCCCUUCCUCCCCCCCCCCCCCCCCCCCCCCCCCGCAAAAGUUUGGUCCACUUUUUCCGAUUUCGCACCCCCCCCCCCCCCCCCCCCACCCCAAGAAAAUCCUGGGUACAGGCCUGGAGAUUCUUUAUAUCUGUUUUUGGCGGGGAAGGAGGUGACUGCACUCCUAAUUGUUGUGCUUUUGUGCUUAAGACUUCUCAAGUUCAGCGUUCCUUUCUUAUUUUAACUUCUUGAGGUCCCUAAAACAUUUGUAACGUCUAGAGUGCAUGAAAUAAAACCGAGAUAAUUACUA
Molecule: messenger RNA, 3361 nt
Organism: Nematostella vectensis (starlet sea anemone)
Lineage: Eukaryota; Metazoa; Cnidaria; Anthozoa; Actiniaria; Edwardsiidae
Product: cell division cycle 5-related protein
Exons: 20
Coding region: 166-2583 (805 amino acids)
Biological process (GO): regulation of transcription by RNA polymerase II; mRNA splicing, via spliceosome
Cellular component (GO): spliceosomal complex; Prp19 complex
Molecular function (GO): RNA polymerase II transcription regulatory region sequence-specific DNA binding; DNA-binding transcription factor activity, RNA polymerase II-specific
Source: RefSeq, a predicted model, not a curated record